AUGCAUGGACCGCCUGAAACAGUGGACAGUGGCACUCUCCCGAUCAGAAGAGAAUUCAAGAUCUCAAGGUGCAACGAACUUAAACCUCGAACAAAAGAGAAACAGUGGACAGUGGCACUCUCCGACAUAGCCGACUACGAGAAUCGAAGCCGAGAAAUAGUGGACAGUGGCACUCUCCGACAUACCCGGCUGGCGAGAAUCGAAGCCGUUGCUGAGUUUAGACUACGUAUCGGACACUCGUACAAAGGAGAAACAGUGGACAGUGGCACUCUCCCGAUCAGAAGAGAAUUCAAGAUCUCAAGGUGCAACGAACUUAAACCUCGAACAAAAGAGAAACAGUGGACAGUGGCACUCUCCGACAUAGCCGACUACGAGAAUCGAAGCCAUUGGGAGUAUACACUCAACCCAUAUGCCCUUCGUAACCUACAGGAGGAAAUGGAGAAGACCCACCUGACUCGGUAA
Molecule: messenger RNA, 462 nt
Organism: Rodentolepis nana
Lineage: Eukaryota; Metazoa; Platyhelminthes; Cestoda; Cyclophyllidea; Hymenolepididae
Source: the annotation of a GenBank genome assembly